AUGAUGAUUUUUAGCUCUCUAUUUUACUGCCUUUUAAUUUUUGCAGGUUUAAUACAACUAGUUUCUCCUUUUAGGCAGCUACGCAAUGAUACACUAGUGCAUAAGUUACAUUCUCUCCCUAUCAACCAAUCCAAUAGCAUUGGUGGCAGGUUUGAAUUAAUAGAGUUGCCAUACAAUAUUGAAUCCUUAACACCUUUCAUGUCAAAAGACGCAAUUGAAAUGCACUACCUGAGACAUCACGCCAAAUAUGUAAACACACUCAACCAACUGGUUUCCAGUACGAAUUCCACAUUUUCUACACUAAAAGACAUAGUGUCUGCUGCCGAAGAUAUUAAGAUAUACAACAAUGCAGCACAAGCAUACAAUCAUAAUUUGUUUUGGUACUCAAUGACGCCUCAAUCCAAUUCCCCUACGGGAUGCCUUUUGCGCGCGAUUAAUGCCAGCUUUGGCUCAAUAGACAAAUUAUUGAAUGAAAUAAUCUUAAAGGGAAUCGCACACUUUGGAAGUGGAUGGGUUUUCCUCACCAGGUUACCAGACGGCAGUCUGACUCUCUGCGAGGGGCACGACGCAGAAUGUCCUAUAAGAUAUGAUCGAGGCAUCCCUCUGUUAGCAUUAGAUGUAUGGGAACACGCUUACUACGUUGACUAUCGUUACGAUAGGGAAAGGUACAUCCGAGGAUGGGUCGACCACAUCAACUGGGUGACUGCAGAGCAGUUGUACAGCGAUGCAUCUAAUUUUCGUAACUGUUAUUCUGGUGUACACAUGCUCUAA
Messenger RNA from Babesia microti strain RI, 771 nucleotides. Its product is annotated as Superoxide dismutase [Fe]. Lineage: Eukaryota; Apicomplexa; Aconoidasida; Piroplasmida; Babesiidae. Gene Ontology annotation, biological process: superoxide metabolic process. The transcript is spliced from 7 exons. Bases 1 to 771 code for a protein of 256 amino acids. The record is from RefSeq and is a predicted model, not a curated record. Gene Ontology annotation, molecular function: metal ion binding; superoxide dismutase activity.